AUGGCGUUCCGAAUUGGUGGCCUGGUUGAAAUCUGCAGCAAAGAAGAGGGGUUCGUGGGUUCUUACUACUCUGCAGAGAUUAUCUUUACAGCCGAAAAGACUCAUUUCUUGGUGGAAUAUAAGAAUCUUUUAGCCCAAGACGGGAAGCGAUUGUUGAGAGAGAUCGUCCGUGCUGAUGAAGUAAGGCCUUAUCCUCCUGCAAUUCAAGUUUCUAAGCUUGGUCUGUUCGACAGAGUGGAUGCCUACGACAAAGAUGGAUGGUGGGUUGGAAGGAUCACUAGAAGAAACAAGUCCAGGUAUCAUGUGUACUUCGAAAGCACUGGAGAAGAAAUUGCCUACUCAGUUUCUCAAUUGAGAGUUCAUCAGGAGUGGAAAAAUGGCAAAUGGACUGAUUGCCUCGUCGUUGCUAAUUUGUUCUUGAUCUGUUAUCACUUCUCUCAGGCCCCUGAAAUUGCUUUGGUUCCACAGCAGAGAUAG
Telopea speciosissima is the source of this 477-nucleotide messenger RNA. Its product is annotated as protein AGENET DOMAIN (AGD)-CONTAINING P1. NCBI's taxonomy places the organism in Eukaryota, Viridiplantae, Streptophyta, Magnoliopsida, Proteales, Proteaceae. Bases 1 to 477 code for a protein of 158 amino acids. The transcript has 2 exons. The record is from RefSeq and is a predicted model, not a curated record.